AAGGAGAGAGAAAAUACCCACCCCUCCUGCGGAGAGAGAGAGAAGCAGCUCUCCCGGGAAGAAAGAUGACCUAACUACACCACUCUUACACUCUGUUCCAGAUUUUUUAUUCCUUCUUUCGAGAAAGUUUUGGUUGAUUUCAUCUUAAGGAAGUAACGAUCGAAUUGAGGAGAUAAGAGGAAGGUGAAGAGGAAAAAUAGGGAAUUGAAAUGUCAGAGCUAGACAAGCAGAUAGAGCAGCUGAAACGCUGCGAACCAUUGAGCGAAUCGGAGGUGAAGUCUCUUUGCCUCAAAGCCAUGGAGAUCCUCGUUGAAGAGAGUAACGUUCAAAGAGUCGACGCUCCCGUCACCCUAUGUGGGGACAUACAUGGGCAGUUCUAUGACAUGAUGGAGCUUUUCAAAGUUGGGGGUGAUUGCCCUAAGACCAACUACUUGUUUCUUGGUGAUUUUGUUGAUCGUGGUUACUACUCUGUUGAGACCUUUCUACUUCUACUCGCCCUCAAGGUUAGGUAUCCAGACCGUAUAACUCUCAUCAGAGGAAACCACGAGAGCAGGCAAAUCACACAGGUUUAUGGAUUUUAUGAUGAGUGUUUGCGUAAAUAUGGCUCUGUUAAUGUCUGGAGAUACUGCACCGACAUUUUUGACUACAUGAGUCUUUCAGCUGUUGUUGAAAACAAGAUAUUCUGUGUUCAUGGCGGUCUCUCUCCAGCUAUUAUUACUCUUGAUCAGAUCAGGACAAUUGACCGGAAGCAAGAAGUGCCACAUGAUGGUGCCAUGUGUGACCUCCUAUGGUCUGAUCCUGAAGAUAUUGUUGAUGGCUGGGGAUUGAGUCCACGUGGUGCUGGAUUCCUUUUUGGCGGCAGUGUUGUCUCCUCGUUUAACCACACAAACAACAUUGACUACAUAGCUCGAGCCCAUCAGCUUGUUAUGGAGGGUUACAAAUGGAUGUUCGAUAGCCAGAUUGUGACUGUCUGGUCAGCCCCAAAUUACUGUUACAGGUGCGGUAAUGUGGCUUCGAUUCUAGAGCUUGACGAGAAUCUAAACAAAGAGUUCCGUGUGUUCGAGGCAGCGCAGCAGGACUCGAGAGGGCCUCCCGCUAAAAAACCUGCCCCUGAUUACUUCCUAUAAGGGGCAGAACUUUGACAACCCUACUACUUCCGAAGUAGAACUGAGGAAGAGAAUCACAGCUCGUUCAAGAGUCUGUGUCACAGUGCAGACAGAAGAAGUCUAUGCGAUACACAGGCGAGAUCUAUUUAAGUCACACUGGGGUUGUUUGAAAAAAAGUUACUGUUGUUUCCGGAUUUUACUUGUAAUGGUAGUUAAAGAGUAUUGUGUGUGAUGGUAGUUAAAAAUGAGUGUGUUUAUGUCAUAAUUUCAAGUUUUGUAAUUUCAUAAGAAAAGACCUCAAAAACAUUUUUGAAGCCCAACAGUCAUUUCAAUAGAGAGUUUCACAUGACCCGUUUGGGACCA
Molecule: messenger RNA, 1469 nt
Organism: Raphanus sativus (radish)
Lineage: Eukaryota; Viridiplantae; Streptophyta; Magnoliopsida; Brassicales; Brassicaceae
Product: serine/threonine-protein phosphatase PP-X isozyme 1
Exons: 8
Coding region: 210-1127 (305 amino acids)
Biological process (GO): peptidyl-serine dephosphorylation; double-strand break repair via homologous recombination
Cellular component (GO): nucleus; cytoplasm
Molecular function (GO): protein serine/threonine phosphatase activity
Source: RefSeq, a predicted model, not a curated record